AUGUUUGCUAACUUUGCUGGUUUCCCCUCUCCAGCCUCACGUGUGGUCGAAGCCGAGCCCCCGACGUCGGACUCUCCCGAGGUGAUCUACGACGACGUGCCCGGUGAGGAGCCCCUCUCUCCUGUGGAAGACAUGAUUUACGAGGACGUGCAGAGAGACACCGGUCCCUCGAACACGGGCAACGGCUGGAGCUCCAGCGAGUUCGAGAGCUAUGACGAGCAGUCGGAUAACGAGGCCAAAGUACCUGCAAAGAGCAAGGUGCAGCAGCUGAUGAAGGCGGCGAGGAGCGGGACCAAGGACGGGCUGGAAAAGACCAAGUUGGCCGUCAUGCGGAAAGUGUCCCUCCUGCAGAGGAAAGAUCAGUCGGCGAGAACAAAAGUCUCUUCAUAUUUUAGAGAGGAGGAGGAUGAUGCAGGAUACCUGGAUGUGGCUGUGUCGGAAAUGAAGCACCCUCCCCCACAACUGAGUCCCAUGCCGGAGGGGCUGACCAGCCACCAGGUUGUCAGACGCCACAUCCUCAGCUCCAUCAUCCAGAGCGAGCGCAGCUACCUGGAGUCUCUCAGGAGAAUCCUGCAGGAAUACCACCGGCCCCUGAUGGAAGCAGAUCCGCGCAUCCUGAGUCCGAGGAAGAUCCGCCCCAUCUUUCACCGCGUCCGGGAGAUCACGCAGUGCCACUCCAUGUUCCAGAUCGCCCUGGCGUCUCGAGUGGCUGAGUGGGACAGCAGCGAGAAGAUUGGAGACUUAUUUGUGGCCUCGUUCUCCAAGUCAAUGGUGCUGGAUGUGUACAGUGAGUACGUGAACAACUUCACCGGGGCCAUGGCUCUAAUUAAAAAGGCCUGCUUGUCCAAACCGGCCUUCCUGGAAUUCUUAAAGAAGAAGCAGGCAUCCAGUGUUGACCGCAUCACUCUGUACGGCCUGAUGGUGAAGCCCAUCCAGAGAUUCCCUCAGUUCAUCUUGCUCCUGCAGGUAUCAACUCCUGUUUGUCUUACAAGCUUAAACACAUCAAGUAUCAGAGACUUCAGUCGGAUUAAACAUUUAGCAGCGUGA
Messenger RNA from Pleuronectes platessa (European plaice), 1047 nucleotides. Its product is annotated as rho guanine nucleotide exchange factor 10-like protein. Gene Ontology annotation, cellular component: cytosol. Gene Ontology annotation, biological process: actin cytoskeleton organization; positive regulation of stress fiber assembly; SREBP signaling pathway. The coding region runs from base 1 to 1047 and encodes 348 amino acids. Lineage: Eukaryota; Metazoa; Chordata; Actinopteri; Pleuronectiformes; Pleuronectidae. The transcript has 9 exons. The record is from RefSeq and is a predicted model, not a curated record. Gene Ontology annotation, molecular function: guanyl-nucleotide exchange factor activity.